Molecule: messenger RNA, 1403 nt
Organism: Mizuhopecten yessoensis (Yesso scallop)
Lineage: Eukaryota; Metazoa; Mollusca; Bivalvia; Pectinida; Pectinidae
Product: elongator complex protein 4-like
Exons: 10
Coding region: 5-1147 (380 amino acids)
Biological process (GO): tRNA wobble uridine modification
Cellular component (GO): elongator holoenzyme complex; cytoplasm; transcription elongation factor complex
Source: RefSeq, a predicted model, not a curated record
AAAUAUGGCGGCAACCAGUUUCCAGAGGAAGACACGUGCUAAAAAUUUGCAAAUUGCUGGGUCUAAGCCUUCAUUAUACAAUAACCAACUCUUGAUUUCUAGUGGUAUUCCAUCCCUUGAUAGCAUACUAGGUGGAGGAUUAGCUGUUGGAUCUGUUUUGCUUGUUGAGGAGGAUAAUUUUGGAAACUAUGGUCGGCUGUUGUUGAAGUAUUUCUGUGCUGAGGCAGUGAUGACCGGUCACUCUCUACUGCUAUCAAGUGCUGACCAGUCUCCGGACCAAAUCAUCAAGGAGUUACCUGCCCCUAUCAUUGAUGACCCAGGGUCAGUGGUGACCAGGCCUGAGGAGGAGGGGUCAGAGAAGAUGUCAAUAGCUUGGCGAUAUCAACACCUACCUAAGUUCCAGUCCAAUCCAACAACUGUUAAGUUUGGUCACUACUAUGACUUGACCAAAGUAAUGGAUCCCGCCCUUGUCAACAGCUGUGACUGUUCCUGUGUCGGUCAGACUGACCUUCUCGACGGUGAUUUAAAUGGUGUAAUGAAUCCAAAAUACAGGUGCUUACUGAAGACCAUAAAAGAAAAGAUUGACAGGGGAGGUUUCUCCACAGCUAAAGUACAAGAGAAAAGGAAUAUUCUACGAAUCGGUAUUCAUUCUCUUGGAUCACCACAGUGGGGAGAAAAUGGUGGUUUCUGUGAAAACCAUGAGGAUUUGGAUUACUCCCUGCCUCGCUUCCUUCUAGCACUUAGAUCCAUCCUGAGGACAGCGUUUGGUGUGUGUAUAAUCACCAUUCCAACACAUCUGUUCAAGAGUGCUACUUUUGUGAGCCGCCUGGAGAGAUUAUGUGAUACAGUGGUUCAUCUGGAAAGUUUCGCGGGAUCUGACAAAGAAAAGAAUCCAGCCUACAAGGAAUAUCAUGGCCUGUUCCACAUCCGACAGCUGCCCAGACUCAAUUCUCUAACUAGUCACAUGCCAGACACACUGGAUUUUGCCUUCAAAUUGAGAAGAAAAAAAUUCACCAUUGAGAAACUUCAUCUUCCUCCAGAGUUAUCAGACACAGCAAGUCGACCACAGGAAGAUGCGGUGCCCAAUCUACGCCCUGGUGUACUUUCAUGUGGUACUGUUGGAUCAAAGAGCAAACUUGACUUUUGAUUUAUGAACAUUUUGCUUUUUAAAUGGGUGUUAUCUCCAAACUCCAAAUCAUUUUUUCUGUUUCCAGAGUUGUCUUUCCUUACACACACUUCCACCUUAAGUUGUCUACAGCUAAAACUCUGUUUAAUCAUAUUUAUGACAGAACUAAAUUUGACUUAUUUAGGUGAUUUUUUCACCUGUGGUAGUUUCAAUAUGGUAAUAAAAAUCAAUUCUCCUGUUGAAAUAUUUCUGCAGAACUUAAGGUUUUACAAAACAA